This is a messenger RNA of Anguilla rostrata (American eel), 2636 nucleotides long. RefSeq names its product zinc finger, MYND-type containing 19 (gene zmynd19). The transcript is spliced from 6 exons. Gene Ontology annotation, cellular component: synapse; cytoplasm; membrane. The record is from RefSeq and is a predicted model, not a curated record. Bases 290 to 973 code for a protein of 227 amino acids. Lineage: Eukaryota; Metazoa; Chordata; Actinopteri; Anguilliformes; Anguillidae.
UGGUAAAAGUCAAGAUUCGAUGCUUCUGAUUGGCCAACCGACACCCUUGCAGUUAUUCUGAUUGGCUCUUGCGUCUUGCACUCGUCCCUCCCCGUGGUGUCCUGGCGUUCCGAUUCCAGCCAGCGGUGUGUCACGGAGGCUGUGGCGGGGGAGAGAGCGCCUGGGUCCGACCACCCUACUAGUCUAGACCGGGAGAAGAGUAGGGGUUGGGGGUCGUCCUGACCAGAUUCAAGUUCUUUGAUCACCUGGGCAGCUUUCUCUUUGUCGCCGCUAGCCACCCGCUCUCCCAAUGUCGGAUUUUAAGCUCGGGAUUGUUCGGCUGGGCCGUGUGGCCGGGAAGACAAAGUACACACUGAUAGAUGAGCAGGAUAUUCCGCUGGUGGAAAACUACGCCUUUGAGGCUCGCAUGGAGGUAGACGCAGACGGGAACGGGGCGAAGAUCUUCGCCUACGCCUUCGACAUCGGCAAAGGCCGCUGGGCGGGGCGCCCGCUGCACGAGCUGCUCUGGGAGAAACACAGAGGUGGAAUUGCUCCCAGCUUCCAGGUUGUCCACAUCAACUCUGUAACCGUUGACAACCGGCUGGAUAACCUGCGCUUGGUGCCGGUUGGCUGGAGUCCCAAACCGGAGGAGCUGUCCAGCAAGCAGAGAGAGCAGUCCCUUUACUGGCUGGCCAUCCAGCAGGUUCCGGCCGACCCGGUGGAGGAGCAGUACCUGGAGCUGAGCCGCACACGCUACUACAACGCCAACGGAGAGCUGGUGGAGGAGGAGGAGUGCUCCUGCACCUACUACGAGUGUCACUACCCGCCCUGCUCGCUCAUCGAGAGGAGACUCAGGGAGUUCAACAUCUGUGGGCGCUGCCAGGUGGCCCGUUACUGCGGAUCCCAGUGCCAGCAGAGGGACUGGCCCGCCCACAAGAAGCAGUGCCGUGAACGCAAGAGGGUCCUGGCCCUGGAGUCGGAGCCCGAGCGGUGAUCUUCGGACUUUCAAAUCCGGGAUUUUGGACAGGAAUGGAGGGAGGACGUAGGAGGGAUGGAGACUUUGGGGGUUUUGAAGUGCAAAAAAAUAUAAGUAUAUAUAUAUAUAUGAUGAUGGAGACGAAGGACAAUGUAACAGGUGGGGGAUAAGGGGAUUGAGGGGUGGGUGGGUGGGGGUUGAAAACCACACUUCCCAGAACUGACUCAUCUCCAUGGCUGGCUUGACACGUCUCAGAGGAUGAUGGGAAAUGUAGUUUUCUUUUUUCUUUUUUUUUGGUGUGGAAGGAAAGCCCCUUGCUCUUCCUGCUGCUACGGACUGUGUAUUUGGGGAAGGCAGAGAGGGCGAACGCAGACAGACUGCUCCUCUGGAACGGAUUCACCAGCCCUCUCUCCCCCCGGCCGCACUUCUGACCCACCUGUUAUGAAAACGCUGGGACUUGAUGCCCCCUGCACAGUUGGCACAAUGACAUCUGGACCUCUUCACUGUACUGACCCCUAGUGGACCCCUGGUGCACUGCACACACUCACUUCCCUUUCAGAGUCUGAGGUUCACACACUGAUUCACACCGUCGGGCCACUUUGUGUUGUUACCACCUGAAGGACAUGGAUCAAGUGCUGUACAAUGAUGGUGGCUUUGGGGGGGGAGGGGAGGGGAGGGGGGGUGUUUUGGUCAGUGGUAGGGGCUUGAUCACAGAGUUAUAGGGAGCUUGUAUCGAGCGUGUGGAUCAUUGUGGCAGUGCUAGUACACCAUAUCUCCAUUCAAAAACACUGUAACCCUUCUGACCUGCCACAUAUUCUCAAGCAAAGUCAUUCACACUUCCACUCAUGUUCGAAGGGUGUCCUGGAGCAAAUAUAUAACUGACCGCAAGUUUGUAUUUGUCAUAAAAAAAAGUGCUUAUAAUCAAAUUAAAGCACUCUUCUUGUUUUCUCUAACACAUUACUCGUUGAGGGGAAAGUAUCGUAAGUGUCACAAAAAUGUUGUAUGUGGUCGUUAACAUCAGUAAGACAUUUUUCCGGGAACACCCUUCAUUGCUCCUCCCAUGGCCCCACCCACAGACAGACAAACACACACACACACACACUGUCUGUUUCUGUCAGUCUCUGGUCAGUGUUGGUACCCCUUCUUGAUAAACAAACACGCACAGAUAUGCAUGUUAGAAGAAGGUAUAUACAGUACAUGCAAGGACAUGGUGAUAAUUAUGGUAAUUAUUUUUUAUUUAUGUGGAUGGUUCUAACACUGUGCACCGAUACCUCCUCUUCCUAGUCCUGGUCAGGGUUACGAAAGUGAGGUUUAGACUGACCAAGACCACGAGCGCUUAUUGGAACCACACUGAAACUAAACAACUGUGUUUACGAGACUAGUUUCCUUUACGCUUUUGGCAUCAACAGUUUCAAACAGGUCUGUCUCAACCUGCUCUAUCAGCCCUGAUCUAGCUGACCUAGACACAGAGAUAUUGAGUGAGGGAGAUUUUAUUUUAUUUUUUUCAUUUUUUUUUUUUUUUUUGGGGGGGGGUUAGGGGUUGGGAUUUUUUAAAUAAUAAAAAACAUGCAUUAAAUUAAUGAGCUGUGCAAAUGGGCCUAGAGUUGGGAAAGAUCUGACCAUCUCUUCACUGUAAAAUUAAAAAAUAAUUAAAAUGAAUAAAAUAAGUGUUUCAUCUGCA